CGUAAAGUACGUGCGAAGCGGUGAUCUAUUCCGAAUUUCCGAUCUUAGUUUGCGUUGCGUUGGCGUAGGUUGAAGAAGAAGAGAGAGAGAGAGAGAGAGAGAGAGAGAGAGAGAGAGAGAGAGAGAGAAGGGUAAGGUAACCCUAGAGUGGUGAAUCGAAUUCGAAACGAUGGAAAGUGUUUCUCGAAGAAGAGGUGGAGGCAUUUUCGAAAGCCUCUACAAGGUCGUUAUGCGUCGCAACUCUGUCUAUGUUACCUUUGUCAUCGCUGGCGCCUUCCUUGGAGAACGGGCUGUUGAUUAUGGAGUCCACAAGCUCUGGGAGGCAAAUAAUGUUGGGAAACGAUAUGAAGACAUUCCUGUGCUAGGGCAAAGGCCGUCAGAAUAGUGACCAGCUUGUUAGCCAUUUUGAAGUUUUAUUAUUUUCAUAAAGAUUUGAAGUGAUUAAGAGCUGGAAGCAGUUUCCAUUUUUACAAUAAAUACCAUAUGCUUGUGCGUGGUUUCAUUGACUGGCCAUUGGAAAUAUUAAACAUUGAACCAUUGCAGAAUUCUGUAUUUUUUUUGAAACGAUUUAUCCAGAAUCAUUGGUUAUGCAAGUCGCAGACUUUCUAGUUUGCCUAUGGAUGUUUAAACAGGGAAAAUCAGUAAUGCUCAUUAAUUUCAUUUAGCAUUCAA
This is a messenger RNA of Glycine soja, 672 nucleotides long. RefSeq names its product cytochrome b-c1 complex subunit 9-like. Gene Ontology annotation, biological process: mitochondrial electron transport, ubiquinol to cytochrome c. The coding region runs from base 170 to 385 and encodes 71 amino acids. The transcript has 3 exons. The record is from RefSeq and is a predicted model, not a curated record. Lineage: Eukaryota; Viridiplantae; Streptophyta; Magnoliopsida; Fabales; Fabaceae.